AUGGCCGUAUCUAACCUUGGGCUGGUCGGAGAAUGCGAUAGAUUUCCCUAUCAUCAAGAUGACCCCGCAGCCUAUGCAACUCAUAUGAAAAAGUACCAUUCCUUCAGAGUCAAAGGCUGCGACUCGGUCCUGGGGUACAUCGUGAACGAAGUCGUGGAUCGAUUCGACUGGCCCACAGAAUCCUGGUCCAUCGAUCCCACAAACCGCACGGUCACAUUGACCGCUGGCCCUACUCCAGCAGAGCGAAACCUGGCUCUAGCCCAGCUGCUCGAAAACGCAGUCAAGAAGGACCUUUUUGCCGUGUUGCGUGGAUGGCGCAAUGAAUUGUAUCCUGUCUAUGGCCCAGACGGCGAAUUUCUGCUUGAGAUGGAACGCUGCGCGAGUCCGCUCUUUGGCAUCGUUUCGUACGGCAUCCAUGCUACUGCUUAUGUUGAGGACGAAUACGGGCUAAAGCUUUGGAUUCCACGCCGAUCAAAGACGAAGCAGACGUAUCCUAGUAUGCUGGAUAACACAGUCGCCGGUGGAAUGAGCACCGGAGAAAAGCCUUUUGAGUGUCUUGUCCGCGAGGCUAUGGAGGAGGCGUCCCUUCCUGAGGACGUCGUCAGGGCCAAUUCUACCGCGGCUGGCUGUGUGUCAUAUACUUAUAUGCGGGAUAGCCGCGCCGGUGGCGAGACGGAUCUCGUGCAGCCGGAGGUGGAGUACGUCUUUGAUAUCAAGCUGCCUGCGACUGUUGUUCCCAAGCCAAACGACACUGAGGUUGAGGAGUUCUGUCUGCUCACGGUUGACGAGACGAAGAAGGCAUUGGCUAACAGAGAGUUCAAACCGAACUGUGCUGUUGUAUUGAUUGAUUUCUUCCUUCGCCAUGGUAUCUUGACGUCCGAGAACGAGAAGGAUUUUCUACAAAUCAUCACGAGAAUCCAUCGUCGGUUGGAGUUCCCGACGGUGUCAUAUGCGAAAUAG
This is a messenger RNA of Aspergillus mulundensis, 960 nucleotides long. Its product is annotated as thiamine pyrophosphokinase-related protein. NCBI's taxonomy places the organism in Eukaryota, Fungi, Ascomycota, Eurotiomycetes, Eurotiales, Aspergillaceae. Gene Ontology annotation, molecular function: 8-oxo-dGDP phosphatase activity. The coding region runs from base 1 to 960 and encodes 319 amino acids. The record is from RefSeq and is a predicted model, not a curated record. The transcript is spliced from 2 exons.